Xyrauchen texanus (razorback sucker) is the source of this 379-nucleotide messenger RNA. RefSeq names its product 39S ribosomal protein L12, mitochondrial-like. Lineage: Eukaryota; Metazoa; Chordata; Actinopteri; Cypriniformes; Catostomidae. Bases 131 to 379 code for a protein of 82 amino acids. Gene Ontology annotation, molecular function: structural constituent of ribosome. The transcript is spliced from 3 exons. Gene Ontology annotation, biological process: translation; mitochondrial transcription. The record is from RefSeq and is a predicted model, not a curated record. Gene Ontology annotation, cellular component: mitochondrial large ribosomal subunit; ribosome.
GCUUUUUGGAGGUUCAAAGAUUUGGACCAUGUUGACUUGCAUUGUAAGGAACUACAUAGCUGAAAUAUUCUUCUAAAAAUCUGCAUUUGUGUUCAGCAGAAGAAAGAAAGUCAUACACAUCUGGCAUGUCAUGAGGGCUGCAGAUGAGGACGCAGUACCUGCGAAGAAAGAGAAAACACAUUUUACAGUCAAACUGACAGAACUGAAGGUGAAAUUGAUCAAAGAAGUGAAGAAUUGCAUUCAGGGCCUGAAUCUUGUGCAGGCAAAGAAGCUUGUGGAGUCCCUACCUCAAGAGAUCCGGGCUAAUGUGUCUAAAGAGGAGGCAGAAAAAUUAAAAACAGCACUUGAAGCAGCAGGGGGCACUGUAUUACUGGAGUGA